Messenger RNA from Trematomus bernacchii (emerald rockcod), 4425 nucleotides. RefSeq names its product leucine-rich repeat-containing protein 43-like. Bases 1400 to 3199 code for a protein of 599 amino acids. NCBI's taxonomy places the organism in Eukaryota, Metazoa, Chordata, Actinopteri, Perciformes, Nototheniidae. The record is from RefSeq and is a predicted model, not a curated record. Gene Ontology annotation, molecular function: protein binding. The transcript is spliced from 13 exons.
ACUGCUGGCACUCUGCAAACUAUGUGUUAACCUACAGACGUUUGUUUUUGUUCGUCUUUGCAGGGUUAUAGUAUUGAAUUAUCAAGUCUGUUACGGACAGUUUUUAGAUGCAAUUUUGAUGUGCAAGAUGUACCUGACUCCCGUGAGUACAUUGGUUACUCACAAGCCUUUUUCUUUUACGGAACCCGAGUCAGAACAUCCUGCAGAAUAAUUGAUCACAUGUUACAGACCAUUCCUGCAGUUUCGAAAAGUAAUACUUAAGAGGCCUUGGUGUUGGGUUGGAGAUCAUAAGAGAGACGUGCAUCAUCAGGAUGGAGCAAAGCAGGAGCUCUACAGGAGGUCACACACAAACAAGUGUCACAAGUAUCAUUAUCACAGUGUCAAAACAGGAUGAGACAGAGAGAUUAUUUUUUAAUGAUAAAAGCUUAUUUCAGAUUUGGUAGUUUGCUUAAGAGGUUGUUAUAGUCAAUCAAACAAUAUUCCUGAAAUCACAACAUAAUAACCAAUGCAACUUAAACUAGACCAAAACAGUAUCCAAAUCAAUUUAAUUGUCAUGUAAAAACAGCUUACCUUUACCAACAGGCAUGGUGGAACUUUUUCUUUUUGCUGUUGAUUUAAUGUUCUUAAGCUGACACACACUGGGUUUUUAUAUCUAAACAUGGGAUUUUUUUUUGCUCAUCAUAGUGUGAAUGACGCUUUAGUUGCGGUAUCUUCUGAAAAAUCUGUAGGUUUCCAUUUUGCUGUUCUGGGGCAUUGCUCACCACAGUGGUGUAGUGUUGGGUGGCAAUGCAAACUGCAAAAUAAUGAUCUAUACAUUUGAUGUUCAGUUAAAAAUAAAAAACAGUAGCAGGAGUAUUUUGUAUGUGGUGCCAGCAUCACCAGUGAGGUUGUGCACUGUUAAACCAGCAUGGUUUGUAGCUUAAUUUUGUAAUUAAGCUACACGUGCACACUUGUUUAUGUCUGUGGAUUAAUGUUAUUCUUAACAAAUGUGAAGCAAUGUGUAAAUUACAUUUAAAAAGUGCUUUAUGAAUAAAAUCACUAUUAAAUUACAAUAAAAUUCAGUCAACCGUUUUAUUUUUACAUUAUGCAACAGCAAUUUCUUGAAGAGAAUCUGUCUAAACCUGACAUCAUCUCCUUUUUUUGUCUUGAAUUUGUUUAAUUAUACUAAGUCACUUCAGAGUUUUGUCAAAAACACCCUCCCCCCAAACUAAUAUCUGCUCCACCUUUACUCUGAAGUCCUGACUCCAUGCAGGGAGCACAAGCUGUUGCUGGGCAACCGGCCGCCAUUUGUAAAUAAACACAUGGGGCUAUUACCUGAGAAAAGAAAAUGACUUUACCUCAUGUGUUUCUUCUUAACAAAUACAUGUUACAUGUUAUAUGUUAACAAGUCGUAACAGCCAUGAGCUCAAAGAAACUUUCUGCUGUGUUGGAGAAGCAGAUUCGCCGCCUAUGUCUAAAUGACUUUCCAUGUGGAUAUGGCACCUGGAGAAAGAGCAGAGAUAGUACAGAAGAAGCAGGGACGGAGGAGACAGACGCCCUCCUCGACCUGCUGACCUGCCCUCACUCUCCGUGGCGGCUGGAUGAAGCCUGGAGCCCUCAGGCCUCGGCCCUCAGACAGCUGGCUGUGCUCCAACAUGAACGCCUGCACGCAGACUUCAUCUACAACUACUUUAUUACACUUCGCAUUGUGGACAAUGGAGUAUCUGUCAUUGACGAUGGGCUGUUAAAGUUCUCAAAGCUGGAGGAAUUGGUGCUGAGUUCCAACAACAUUUCAGAAAUACCUGCAGAAAACCUACCCAGCACUUUAAAGAUUUUGGAGUUACGUGCCAACCGGCUGUCUGCACUAAACAGUCUCACCCACCGCCUGCCUCCUCACCUGGAGUACCUCGGCCUUGGCUCAAACUGUCUGGGCUCUGAUGAUGAUAUCUGUUAUCUUACAGGAAGACACUGGCCACAGCUAGUGUGUAUGGACCUGAGUCACUGUGAGUUUCAGGACCAGCAGGCCCUGCUGCGCGCUGUGAGCACGCUCCCCUGCCUCAGGACGCUGGUGCUCGAGGGAAACCCCUUCACUCUGGCCCCCUCGUACCCAGGCUUCACUCUGGACAGUCUCCCUCAGCUCUCCUGCCUGGACGCCUCAUGGAUCUCCCCUGAGGAAAGACUUUGCUUUAGAGGCUUGGCCAAGAAGAGUGAUCUAAUAGUGGACCGGGCAUCAGCCACAGUGAGUGUGGGCAGGAUGAGGGGAAUCCCAGACCCGCUGAUGAGUGAGGACGGAAACACUCCUGAUUUCCCUGUCAUCGCUUACAGCUAUUUUAUCACAUACGACUUCCUCAGUCAUCAAACUGUUAACCUGAAUAAUGACAGUGAUUCUAAAUGUGACGCAGCACAUAUAACAGAGGACUGCUUCAGCUCUUCCGGCCUACAAUCCAACAAAAGUAGUGAAAAAGAAUCUUCCAAACCUGACACACAAGCCUUGACAGUGUUUACUGAGGAAACCUGCCAUGAUAUUGCUCAUGUGACAAGACACAGCACAACAAAGCUGACAUGGUCAGACUGCAUUGACUUCAGUAACACAAAAACACACGUCAUGAGUGAUCUCGGAGGCCUUAAACGAUUCUUCAAUCAAGGCCUUUAUCUGACGAUAGUGGAGGAAAAGGUUCUGUCAUGGCCUGCAGCCUCUGAAGACGUCCUGGGGCCCAAACCCUGCCGGACUGUGAAAGAAAAGAAAGGCGGUAAAGGGAAAGAAUCUGCAAUUAAAUCUGGUUCCACCAAAGAUAAGUCUAAAGACAAAAAGAAGAAAUCUCUGCCAGAGCUGGUGCAGGACGCCUCCAUCCAAAGAACCCUUGGCUCUGUGCACGUCCCGCUGCAGAGCCUGGUGCAGAGAGGAGGGAAGGUGGACGUCCUCUGUGACUUCGGUGCUCUUCACGCUGAGACUGAGGUGGAAGCUGCGCCAACACUUGAAAAGGAUCUGGGAAAGAAACUCAAAGAGGACAAGAAGAAGGAGAAGGAACCAAAGCGGAGAGCGGACAGCGGCACUAAACAGAAGAAUACAGCAGCUUCAAAAGGCCAAGUAAAGGAAACGAAGGACUGCGAGAUGGAAGUGCAUCUGGAGCCGGUGACCGUGGAGUUAAAGGUGGAGCUGGAGAAAUGGCAGUCUGCGUCUGAAGCUCAUCAUCUCCUUCUCCCACACCAGCACUCAUAAAAACAUGAUUGGCAGCCAGGCUUACUUUCUUAUUUAGAGUUUGACUUACUGUACGCUAUGAACCAGCAGGUUACUGUAGGUUUCAGGCAGCUUGGUUUAAGUAUGACAAUAUAUUUAACCAACAAACUAAAAUAAACUCUACUUUUCUUACGUUCCUCACUGCGCAAAUAUGCAGAUAGUUGAAUAUUUGAUUUGUUUCUCCCAUUCAAGUCACAAAGACAGUAGCCUACUUCAACUGAGAGACAACGCUUUUCAAUACCGAAAUAACAUAACAAUUUUCUGCAAUGAUUAGUCGAACAGCAGGAAAAUAAUUGGCAACUUUCUUGAUAACCGAUUAUUCAAGAAAAUGUGGUCAACUAACAUAAUCAGCAGAUCAAAGGAUAAGGAAAAUAAUUGGCAAUUGCAGCCCUACUUAUAAAAAUAAUUUAAAGAUAAAAGUUGAUGUCACAUUGAAUUUAAACACUAAUACAAGCAAAAGUUCAAUUUGAGCACUAGUCAAGAUCUAAGACACAAUUCUGGUUUAAGUUCAAAUCGAGUAUGAAAGCAUGACAGAUGGUUUGAACCUGCAAGAAGAAAUGUGUCAACAGAAAUGUGUUUUCUUUUCUCACAUCUUCAAAGUUGGCCUUUCAGGUCAGACAUAUUCCUUUGCAUGCACACUCAAAACGAAAGCAGGACUUUUUGACCUAGAAGUGACAUCCUGUUAGACACUGCAAUGUAAGAAAUGUUCCUGCAAGGUGCGCUGUUUUAUCUAGAGCUCCUCAAAAACUGCACAAAGGACAUUUUGGUAUAUGGGCUUCAACAGAGAUUUCCUGUUAAAGCUAGUUGUACAACACAUGAAUAUAAGAAUACAUUGAAGUUUGCAGAUCUUUCUGCCAUCUGUCCAUGCAUGCUCUCAAAUCUUGACUUGCUUGAAUUCAUUUUGUGCAAACUCUAAUGUUAUGAAAAAAGUCAUCGUAUAGUAUGUUUAAAAAAUAUAGAAAAAUACAACUACAUAUGUAUUAUUAUUUUCAUAACAAUUACUUUAUAUUUAUUACACAUAUUUAUAUAAAACAAUACAAUCACAACCUUGCAAAGAUGUUUUUAAUCAUAAAACAUGAAACCACAAUUACAGAUAUGGCAAAGUAUUAUUUAUAUAAAAGACACUCUAAAAUGCAAAAAUUAAGCGUAAACAUCACAAUGCAAACAAUAAGGCUGUCAUUUGAAUGUUAAAUAAACCAUUAAAUCAA